AUGCCGUUCUUCCUGUCGCUGGUAAACUUCCUCAACGGUCUCUGCUGGAUGGGCUAUGCGCUCAUCAAGUUUGACAUCUACAUCACGAUCCCCAAUGCCCUCGGUACAAUCUUUGGCCUCAUCCAGCUGAUCCUAUACGGGUACUACUACAGAUCGACCCCCAAGAAGGGCAAAAACGUUGAACUGCCCACCGUCCUCACCAAAAACGCCGUUACCAGUGGCGACGUCUCGGUCACCAUUGAGAAAUAA
Molecule: messenger RNA, 249 nt
Organism: Triticum turgidum subsp. durum (durum wheat)
Lineage: Eukaryota; Viridiplantae; Streptophyta; Magnoliopsida; Poales; Poaceae
Source: the annotation of a GenBank genome assembly